GAUCGCGCACAAUCUUGCUUGCUUGAAACGAAUCGAUAAACAAAAACUGCUUUUCGUGGGCGUUGCCACACUUUGUUUGAGACUGAUAAUUCUGUGAAUUAAAUAGAUAAGCCCUCACGCGUUUCGUGACAUUGUACUCGUUAAAAAAUAGGGCUUCAGUGAUAAUUCACCUCGCAUCGUACCUGUCUCGUAGUGUCUGCUUCCAUUGUUGUUCCCAUACCGAUUUUCUUAUUGAAUUCUUAUAGAAAAAGUGUUUUACAUCACAAUUACAGUGCAAGUAUAAAUUAAUUGAUAGUUCAAGUGUAUAGUAAUUCAUAAUAUCCUCCAAUAACUUUGCGAUACUUGUGAAGUUUAAGUAUGGUGAUUCAUGCAAGAUAAUUUUCUCAAACGGACCGUAACGUCGUCUGUGAUGUGAAAAUGUUCAAAAACAUUGUUCUGACUUUGUGCCUAAGUGUUUAUGUGCAGUGCCAAUCAAAUAAGGAUCUGUAUAAUGGUCAAUAUGGCGAAUACAAUAAGGAAUAUGACCCAAAUCGCGCUCAACGCCGGCCGAAUCCCGGGGACACAGAUUACAGAACUUACGUGUUCAAUAAUAGACGAUACGGGACUGAUCCGACACGGUACAAUCCAUACAACCCGAAUAUAAAUCAGCCGGGCGGAUUCCCAUACAACCCUCUGCCUUACAACCCACUCAAUCCCAAUCCCCUGGAUGAUCAAUACAAGUUUAAUACUAACCGUGACCCGAACAACCCUGAUGCAUUGUUCCCUGGUGUGCUCGGGGGAUGGAGAGAAGACCUGCAAGGUCGGGAGAGGCGAGACUCGCGGCAGCUCAAGAGAGAUAUAUUCGUCACUACCAACUUCGGACAAGUGCAAGGAUUUAAAGUAUAUUUAUAUGACAACCCAGAUCCCAAUUCGGGGUACAGACCUUGGUUGACACCUGUGGAGAGGAUACAGGGAGAAGUGUCGGUGUUCCUCGGUAUACCAUACGCCAGGCCACCUGUUCUGGAAGGCAGAUUUAAGCCGCCCCGUCAACACCCCGGCUGGCAGCUAAUGCAAGCAGUGGACUGGGGCCCGGCCUGCCCCCAGCCAACCCGGUUCACCGGUGCCACCAAAGGCAUCCGAGACAUGGACGAAGACUGCCUCUACUUGAAUAUAUUCUCACCUAAUACUGAGACGGGGUCGACGGCUCAGAAGUACGCCGUGAUGGUCUACAUCCACGGAGGACAGUUCUCAUCGGGCGCUUCCAACCUAUUCCCCGGCCACAUGCUAGCUGCCUUCUAUGACGUCGUCGUCGUGUCAAUCAACUACAGGCUGGGCGCUUUAGGUUUCCUCUCAACUGCCGAUGAGAACUCUCCAGGGAACUACGGGAUCCUCGACCAGGCGAUGGCCCUCCGUUGGAUCCACGACAACAUCGGAGCAUUUAAUGGGGACCGGGCGUCUAUAACGCUGUUUGGACCGGGUGCCGGCGCUGCCUCUGCUGGCAUACUGGCUGUGGCGCCGCAGACUAGAGACCUCGUCACCAGGAUUAUAGCACAGAGUGGGUCAGCGUUAGCAGACUGGGCGAUGAUCGAAGACAAGUUCCGCGUGCAGAACACGUCACUGGUAUUCGGAAGGCUGCUGGGCUGCCCUAUAGACUCGUCGUGGAAGCUGGUCAACUGCCUCCGCCAAGGAAGGAGUUUCUAUGAGCUGGGAAAUGCUGAAUUUCAGCCGCAAGUAGGCUUCAUCCCCUGGGGUCCAGUCUUCGAGCGGAACUUCACGUUCCCCGGCGACGAGUGGUACGAGGGUUGGCGGCAGCGCGACUGGCGGCUCCUCGACACCAUGCCCGAGCAGCUGCUACGCCUCCGCCAGUACAACCCUGCGCUACAGUAUAUGACUGGCGUCACUACGCAGGAGGCGGCCUACUUCAUCUACAACAACGAUUCCCUCGCGCCGUCGUACCAGAUCACCGAAGACUGGUUCAAUCAGAAGGUGGCGGAGUUGGUGCUCCGCUACAACUACACGCUGAAUCCUCGCGGCGUGUACGAGGCAGUCCGAUACAUGUACACGUACCAUCCUGAGCCGCACAACGUCAGCGCUAUACGCGACCAGUACAUACACCUCCUAUCCGACUUUCUCUACCGCGCGCCAACCGACAAAAUGGUCAAACUAUUGCUCGAGCAAAACAUACCAGUCUACAUGUAUGUCCUAAACACCACAGUGGAGGCCUAUCGUUGGCCAGAAUGGCGUCAAUAUGCCCACGAUACAGAACACACCUUCUUAACUGGAGCCCCGUUUAUGGACCAAGAGUUCUUCCCGGUAAAGAUGAGAAUCGACAGGCAACAGUGGACGCCCAAUGAUAGGAAUAUGAGCCACUUCUUUAUGAAGGCGUAUUCGGACUUUGCGAGAUUCGGCAACCCAACCCGCUCUCGCAUCCUCGGCGUGCACUUCGAGCUGGCCAAGGCGGGUCAGCUGCGCUACCUCAACCUCAACACCACCUUCAACUCCAGCAUCCAGCUCAACUACCGCCAGACCGAGCUCGCCUUCUGGACCGUGUACCUGCCCACUGUCAUCGGGCGACUGGUGCCUACUUACCCGCCCAUCACUGAGUUCUGGUGGGAGCCGAAGCAGCCGCUGCAGAUAGCAUUCUGGUCGGUGUCGAGUUUCUGCCUCAUCCUCAUCGUACUGCUAGUCGUAUGCUGUAUGCUGUGGAGAAACGCCAAAAGGGCUGCGCCUCCGAAAUGGAAAAUGGUUCCAGCUGCGGAAACGGAUCGAUACUACAGCGACGACAUAUUUAUGGUGCCCGAGAGCGAAAAUGUCGGAAUCGAGAACAACUCGCGUUCCCGAGACAACAUCUACGAGUAUCGGGACGUGCCUGUGAAGCGCCCGCCUACUCCGCAGACUUUAAGCAGAGCGGCGAGCCAGGCCCAAACGGUGCAAUCGCGGCCGGAUUCCCAAGCCUCCACGGGCUCGGCGCUCUCGCUGAAGGAAAGCGUGGUGUCCCGCGCCCCGGAGCCUCUGCCCAGGGCGCGAUCCCGCACGCAAAUGGUCGCAGGCGUCCCGCAAACCACUGUAUGAAUACUGCAUGGGUCUUACUAACAUUUCGGAGUAUACAAUGAGGGCUAUCAUUUUUAUACUUAACAGUUGGCACUCCUGGCGAUUGACAGGACCUUACUCUACAGUGGCGCCAUCUUGAUGAGUGCAAAUGCGAUAGUCCUCCUACCACUUUAGCACUCACCAGAUGGUGCCACUGUCUUCGCUACUAGCAAGUGACAGGACCUUACUCUACAGUGGCGCUAACUGGUGAGCGCUAAAACGAUAGCCCUCAUUAGAUAAGUAGUUCAACAGGCCUAGGAUGCGCGUCACGCUAAACUUUAAAACGGUAUUUAUAGUUGUUGCAAAUCACGAAGGCGAGUGAGCUUUACAUGUGUGGUGGCAUGCUACUGUUCGUUUUUUCAAAAGUUUUGAUAGACAUAAGGCUGGUUUUAGUGUCACGCGGACUGUCAGUGCGGAUCGCUCCACACAGCCGAUCUGUAUGUACUGCUAGGGAGCGAGCGGUUCCUCCGGACCGCAUUACUCUAAAACGCUCCCUAGAAGUUCAUACAGAUUGGCCGUGCGGAGCGGGUCCGCACCGGACGGUCCGCGUGACACUAAAACCAGCCUUACACACUAAAGUUAUGUGCAUAUGUACACGUUCACACACAAGUAAAUCUCACUCGCCUUUGAGAGUUGCAAGAACUAUUAAUUGAUUUUGCAUUAGCCUUUGUCGUCUAAAAUCGUCGAUAAGAUUUAUCAUGGCGCGCAUAAUAGCCUGGCUGGAUAAAAAAAUGUAUCACGGCUCGGGUAUGCAUCGGUUCGCCAAUAAAAACUAGAAGUUGUGAGUAACCAGUGCGUGUAAUAAAAAUAAACUUUUUUCGGGCAUCAUAAACAAUGCAUGGAACACGGAAUCUUCCUUUAUGAAUCGGUUUUGAUAAUGUCAUCACAUCACUAAUUUUAGAAACACAUCACUAAACAAGUUAUCUUCACGAGAAGAAAUGAUUUCCCGUUUUGUUAAUCAACUUCAGAUAGAUUUUUUUGGAAAUUGCUUGGAAUUCAUUUGGGUGUGAGCAAUCAGUGACUACAAUAUAAUGACAACAAAAUGUAUUAAAUAUAAUACUUUGACACUAUUCAGUUAUUAAAUCCACCACCGCUUAGUAUUAAGUAUAAAUAUGGCAAUUACUUUUAUAGCUUUUAAACUUUAUUUUUUAAUUUAGGUAUAGAAUAUGAAUUCUUCAAUUUAUGGCAUCUUCUUUUAUUUAUAGGUAUUGUGACAGCUAUUUUACAGUGGCCAUUAACAUUUUUACAUUUUAGACUGAUUUUAAUUUAGACAUUUAUAAUUUUAUUCUACACUACUUAUUUUUUGCUUCUAUUUACCUUAAUUUACAUUCCUUUUUUAAAUUAAUAAUAUUAAAACUUAUCCUUACAAGUAUCACUACAAUGUUCAUUCCAACUAAUUUUAAAUAUUAGUUGUUAGAUCUCAAUGGAAUGAAAAGACGUUUACGCGUUUGUGGAGAAAUAAUUAUACUUUUGUUUUUCAUUGAUACUAAAAUAUGUUACAAAAAACGUAUAGUCCCGUACUAAGUACGGGAUUUUAUAAGAAGUGUAUUUUGUUACUUUUAUAGCGUUAUUGCUUUGAACAAGUUACCUAUAAAGUAUCGACAUUGUGUAAUAUUUAGAAAUUAGUCAUAAAUAAAAUGUGUACAGUUUAUAGGAGAAUAUUUGCAUGGACACAGAAAUAAUCGCCCUUAUUUCUUACAAAAUAAGAGCAACAAUUGUAAUUCACCUGUAACGCUUGAUGUGCCGUCGAGUGUUAUUAAUAACAUAUUUUUAAGAAGCACAAUCAAGACUGGAUUUAUGCAUGUUUUAAAUGCAUAAUUAUACAUAAUGAAGGCAGCUUCUAUUUUUUUUGCAUGUUAAAUACGUAAGAUAAACUUUGAAUGCAAUUCCUAAACAUGUGAAUAUAUCUCCGUCUUAGUUAAGUAUGUAUAAGUUUACUUGAAUGUUUGUGAUUGUCUGUCCGUCCAUUUUCAGUGCAAUUUGUGUGUAUUCGUAAAACGUGCCUUGAUGUAAGAUUUAUAUGGAAAAUAACUAUUUAUUGUGAAAAGUAUUGUGACGAACGGAACGAAAACUGCCUUGAGUUUAUCUAAAUAAAAUUAUUUUUUACACAGAA
Ostrinia nubilalis (European corn borer) is the source of this 5182-nucleotide messenger RNA. RefSeq names its product cholinesterase (gene Gli). Bases 418 to 3051 code for a protein of 877 amino acids. The record is from RefSeq and is a predicted model, not a curated record. NCBI's taxonomy places the organism in Eukaryota, Metazoa, Arthropoda, Insecta, Lepidoptera, Crambidae. Gene Ontology annotation, cellular component: cell surface; tricellular tight junction; septate junction. The transcript has 15 exons.